AGGUGCAUCCAAUUCUCCAUCUGCAUCUGUUCUUGCCUGUGUGGUUUUUUUUUUUUUUUUCUACAUUUCAUCUCUCUCAUUUCCUUUAUAUAUAAAUCUUUAAUCCGCCGGAGAGUUGAAAAUAGAUAUCUUGAUUGGUUAAUCAAUUGGGAAGGAAGGGAAGAAAGAAAUGCGUCCGGUGGCUGAGCAAGAAUUGUUCCUCCCCUCCACGCCGGGGAAGUUCAAGGAUAAAUCGCACUCGAUGCACCGGCAGUUCCACCGGUGUUUCGCCUCCACCAGCACGUUGUUCUUGUGGGCUCUGUUCCUGGUGGCGCUGACGGCCGCGUAUUUGAGUUUCCAGUCGUUCGUGGAUUCCGGCAGCAAGUACUUCUCCACCGCCUGGGGCGGCAUCCAUUGGGAAAAGCAGGUGAGGGACUCAGCCCAGAUCCACCGACAAAACGGAUUUUCUGUUCUUGUCACGGGCGCCGCCGGCUUUGUAGGGAGCCACGUGUCACUCGCCCUCAAAAAACGCGGAGACGGGGUGGUUGGGUUGGACAAUUUCAACAACUAUUACGACCCGUCGUUGAAGAAGGCGCGCAAACACCUCCUCAAUUCCCACAAUGUGUUCAUCGUGGAGGGUGACGUCAACGACGCCCGCUUGUUAGCCAAGCUCUUCGAGAUCGUCGCCUUUACCCAUGUGAUGCACCUGGCGGCGCAGGCCGGCGUGCGCUACGCCAUGGAGAAUCCCCACUCCUACGUGCACAGCAAUAUUGCCGGCCUCGUCACCCUCCUCGAGGCAUGCAAGACCGCCGACCCGCAACCCGCUAUUGUGUGGGCCAGUUCCAGCUCCGUCUACGGCCUGAACGAGAAGGUUCCCUUCUCCGAAUCGGAUCGAACCGACCAACCCGCUUCACUAUACGCCGCAACAAAGAAGGCGGGCGAGGAAAUAACCCACACCUACAACCACAUCUACGGGCUGUCAAUCACCGGGCUACGAUUCUUCACGGUUUACGGACCCUGGGGCAGACCCGACAUGGCGUAUUUCUCUUUCACCCGCAACAUUCUACAAGGCAAACCAAUCACGAUAUACCGGGGCAAGAACAGGGUCGAUUUAGCUCGUGACUUCACCUACAUCGACGACAUUGUAAAGGGCUGCGUUGCAUCAUUAGACACAGCAAAGAAGAGCACCGGUUCCGGCGGCAAGAAACGGGGACCGGCGCAGUACCGGAUCUUCAACCUCGGCAACACCUCCCCCAUAACAGUGCCCAUGAUGGUCGGAAUCCUGGAAAAGCACCUGAAAGUCAAGGCAAAGAAGAACGUCAUCGAAAUGCCCGGCAACGGCGACGUCCCCUUCACACACGCCAACAUCAGCUCCGCCCGCAGAGAACUCGGGUACAAACCCACAACCGAUUUGCAAACCGGGUUGAGAAAGUUUGUUAAAUGGUAUCUAUCAUACUAUGGCUACAAUCACGGCAAGUCUGUAAAGUGAUUUAUUAUCCAAUUUUUUCUUUUUCUUUUCUUGAUUGGCCUUUAGGGCUUGAAAUCUUUUUUAUUUUUCUUUAAUUUUUUGAAAUUUCAAGGGAUAAAGGAUGGGAAAAGGAAAAAGAAAAAAGAAAAAAGAUGAAUACAUUCUUUGGGGUUGAGGAUAAGGAGUGGAGAAGAAGAGUAAAACUCCUUUCUUCAUUUUUAGUUGUUUUUGUUUCUUGUAAAGGAUGAAGAAGUUCUAUCCCACUUGCACCCAUAUGACUUUUCUCUCCCUAUGUAUUUCUACACACUUUUCUUUUUUAAUUUUAUCCCAUAAUUAUUAAUUACCAACACCUCUUUUAGUUCA
Molecule: messenger RNA, 1810 nt
Organism: Sesamum indicum (sesame)
Lineage: Eukaryota; Viridiplantae; Streptophyta; Magnoliopsida; Lamiales; Pedaliaceae
Product: UDP-glucuronate 4-epimerase 1
Source: RefSeq, a predicted model, not a curated record